This is a messenger RNA of Sphenostylis stenocarpa, 1221 nucleotides long. Lineage: Eukaryota; Viridiplantae; Streptophyta; Magnoliopsida; Fabales; Fabaceae. The record is from the annotation of a GenBank genome assembly.
AUGGGUGAAGAGCUAACACCUACUUUGGUUGUGAGAGACUUCGACCCUAAUAGAGACAGAGAAAGAGUAGAAGCUGUUGAAAGGAUAUGUGAGGUUGGACCCAGUGACAAGCUUUCUCUCUUCACCGACAUGCUGGGUGACCCAAUCUGCAGGGUUCGCAAUUCGCCUGCUUUUCUAAUGCUGGUGGCUGAGAUUGGCGAGGAGAUAGUAGGAAUGAUAAGAGGAUGCAUAAAAACAGUGACAUGCGGGAAAAGAGUAUCCAGGAAAGGGAAACAAGACGACAGUAAUGCCAAACACGUUCCAGUGUACACUAGAGUAGCGUACAUAUUAGGCCUUCGCGUUUCACCCAAUCAACGGAGAAUGGGAAUAGGGUUGAAACUGGUGCAUAGAAUGGAGGCGUGGUUCAGGGAUAACGGCGGGGAGUACUCCUACAUGGCAACGGAAAACGACAAUUUAGCUUCCGUUAAACUCUUCACCGACAAAUGCGGGUAUUCAAAGUUCCGUACCCCGUCCAUCCUUGUCAACCCCGUUUUCGCCCACAGAGCCAGGGUGUCCCCAAAAGUCACAAUCAUAAGUCUUUCCCCUUCCGACGCGGAGGUUCUUUACCGUCGUCGGUUCGCCACGACGGAGUUCUUCCCGCGCGACAUUGACUCCGUUCUGAAGAACAAGCUGAGUCUGGGGACUUUCCUGGCGGUCCCGCGAGGGUCAUACAGGGCCGAGACAUGGCCCGGGCCAGAUCUUUUCCUGUCGGACCCACCAAAGUCCUGGGCCUUGGUGAGCGUGUGGAACUCCAAGGAGGUGUUCACGCUCGAGGUGCGGGGCGCGUCGUGCGUGAAGCGCACGCUCGCGAAGACGACGAGGGUGGUGGACCGGGCCCUGCCGUGGCUGAGGAUACCCUCUAUCCCGGACUUGUUUAGGCCGUUCGGGUUUCACUUCAUGUACGGGCUUGGAGGGGAAGGCCCAGAGGCUGUGAAGAUGGUGAAGGCCCUGUGUGGGUUCGCGCACAACCUCGCGAUGGAAAAAGGGUGCAGGGUGGUGGCCACAGAAGUGUCACCAAACGAGCCCUUAAGGUUCGGGAUACCCCACUGGAAGAUGCUGUCGUGUGACGAAGAUUUAUGGUGUAUGAAGCGGUUGGGUGAGGAUUACAGUGACGGUUCCGUUGGUGACUGGACCAAAUCUCAACCCGGCAUGUCCAUUUUUGUUGACCCGAGAGAGGUCUAA